UCUGUUGUUAGCAUUUACAAAUGGAAAGGUGGAAAUAAAGUCUCCCUGACAGAAUUCAGAGUCCCGCACUGACGAGACUUGACGAGCACACACAGGACUCUAAGCUGCAUCACUGGACCAGAGUGGAGCAUCUGUACGUCUACAGAGUGUCACUGGGCGACAAUAACCCUGAGCACAGAGGUAUAGGCUUCUUAGAGCUUUUCCUGGAGCCUCUCCUCACUGACCUGAACCCUGUCAUGAUAGCUUCAAUGCUGCCGGACAUUCCAGUGGUUCUUGAGACUGGCAGGAGCAUCAAACUGCUAGCCAUCUUGGAAAAAUGGAACGACACGUCUGGCUUUCACACAGACAACACUGUGAUGUGCCUGUUGCUUAUGCUUUCCAAGUUUGGAAUGGACACAGUGGUCUUUCUCCUAUGCACCGGGAAGCUGUAUACCUCCUUCUUAAACAUGUGCAGCCUGUCCAUCGUCCUCGGUGACAUGGCGAUGGUGCUCUACGUGACAGCUGUGUGGUUACUCGGGCCUGAAAGUUCUCCUGUGUCACUUUGCUACUUUUUGGCUCACGCCUCAACAGCGUUUAAAGCCCUGCCUCUGCCCAUGAUUGUCAUGGGUAUAACUGACUACUGUAUUGAAGAUACCCACCAUGCCAAUAAGAGCUUCUUAUUCAAAUUCCUCAGGAACGUGGUACUGACAUUGCUGGUGUGGAUGCUUGCUGUUAUUUACUCCGUUGCUUCUACAAAGGUUGAGCUGAUGGAACUGGUUUAUAUGACAGGCAUAAAGGCUUUGGUGUGUGAAGUAAAGGAGUCCACAUUUAUUAACUUCUUCAUUUUGGGGCUUUUCUCUGCAGUAAUUUUGAUGAUGCUCCCCUUUUCAACAAGCAUUCCCAUGUGGGUGAGGGAGGCUGCAAGGUUGUCUAAAUCAAGGGAGGAACAAGAUAACCAGAGGAGCGACUUGUUCACAUCAACAUCAUCCACAGAAACAAAAGGCAGUAAGGAAAAUGAUGUGGGGGAGAACAACUGGCUACGCCCACCUCUGGGCCACAGUCUAAUUCUGGGCUUUGCUUUAAUUUGGAUGCCUUAUCUCGCAGUGUGUGUGGCUUGUCUGGCCUUUGACUUUACAGUGCCUGCCCACAUCAGUGUUAACGUAUAUUGGCUCGAGUGCACCAACAGUUUACUGGUGGGAGUGGUGUUCUGGGUAAAGAGCAAGUCACUUGGGCCAUACAGCAAUCUACCUGAAAAUGUAUGCGCAUGGCAUGUUUACUGGAAUUUGAGUAAAGGAACAUGGCAGCAGCCUCUCCCUACAGCUGUGUUUAAUCCAUCAGAAGAGAAGAGAAACACUAUUUUCUACAUCUGACAUAAAAUAUUCGACAAUAAAUGUUUUACAUCACAGAACUGACAGCAGAAGUGAAAACCAUGAAAUAGGGAAGCUAAUCAAGAAUUGUCUGUGUACACUACAAUUUGUUUGCAUAUGUGAAUAUGUUGAUCAUGAAAACUCCAUUUACCAUAUAUAGUGAUAGAUAAUGAACCCUGCCUUGAUUUAGGACCUACACUGCAGCCAGCCACCUUUAAAGCUUUUGGGAAGCAGUGUCUUCAUCCAUCUCUUUAGCACAUGGACAAGUUUCCUAAUUAAGCAUGACAUGUGCGUAGUUAACAAAAUAAACUCUUGAGGAGCAAACUUUUGUAAAUAUUUACAGAAAUCACUAUAAAUUUGAUAUUCUCUAACUUUUCAUGUUUAUAUAUUUGCACAGCUUUAAAGCUGAUUUAUUAUCUUAAGGUGAUUUUAUACUUUGGGGAAAAUGUACUGUUAAUGAUAUGUUAUUAUGACUUCCUUAAACUGGCAUGUCUAAAUAAA
This is a messenger RNA of Platichthys flesus (European flounder), 1847 nucleotides long. Its product is annotated as probable G-protein coupled receptor 160. The record is from RefSeq and is a predicted model, not a curated record. The transcript has 2 exons. The coding region runs from base 237 to 1349 and encodes 370 amino acids. NCBI's taxonomy places the organism in Eukaryota, Metazoa, Chordata, Actinopteri, Pleuronectiformes, Pleuronectidae. Gene Ontology annotation, cellular component: plasma membrane; signaling receptor complex.